Messenger RNA from Hypoxylon fragiforme, 4256 nucleotides. RefSeq names its product RecF/RecN/SMC protein. The transcript is spliced from 5 exons. Bases 404 to 3994 code for a protein of 1196 amino acids. Gene Ontology annotation, molecular function: double-stranded DNA binding; ATP hydrolysis activity; cohesin loader activity. Gene Ontology annotation, biological process: mitotic sister chromatid cohesion. NCBI's taxonomy places the organism in Eukaryota, Fungi, Ascomycota, Sordariomycetes, Xylariales, Hypoxylaceae. The record is from RefSeq and is a predicted model, not a curated record. Gene Ontology annotation, cellular component: chromosome.
CAAAGCCACAAAGCCACAGCUUAUUAACUUGAACCGUUCCAAGUUCAAAGUUGACUUGAUCAGGUACCUAGCCUCACCUUAGGCUUAUGUGCGUAGCACAGUACUAGCACUAGAGUCCCCUAACUCCAAGUUUGGAGCCAGGACCAAAAAAACCAGAAGCGUUAAGUACCCAAGGUCAAUAUUUUAUUACUAAGUUACUUAAUUCGGCUCCCCACCUCCAAAAUCAUCGCGCUUCAAAACGCGUCGGCAAUUCAUUUACGUGACAUCUUCAAGGUUCGACGACUUCUUUGUACCUCACCUUGUCGCAACUCUCCAAAAAUUUAUUUUCCAUUUUACUGAAUUUGCGCGACGAAUAUUUUGACACUGACUUCGAGCUGCCCGACCGGCAGCACCCACUGUGACCAUGUAUAUUAAACAAAUUAUUAUCCAAGGCUUUAAGAGCUACAAAGACCAAACGGUCAUGGAGCCCUUUUCGCCUGGUACGAAUGUUAUUGUUGGUCGUAACGGUUCUGGAAAGAGCAAUUUCUUUGCCGCCAUACGAUUUGUCUUAAGCGAUGCCUACACCCUGAUGAAUCGCGAGGAACGUCAAGCACUACUACACGAAGGCUCAGGCUCAGCAGUAAUGUCCGCUUACGUUGAAGUCAUAUUCGAUAAUAGCGACGACCGAUUUCCCACCGGAAACAAGGAGGUUGUUUUACGGCGCACCAUCGGUCUAAAGAAGGAUGAGUACUCGGUCGAUCGAAAAGUCUCUACCAAAGCAGAUGUCUCAAAUCUUCUCGAGGCUGCCGGUUUCUCAAGGUCGAAUCCCUACUAUAUCGUCCCUCAAGGGCGAGUCACCGCUCUCACCAACAUGAAAGAGUCGGAACGGCUAAACUUGCUGAAGGAGGUCGCAGGGACUCAAGUCUACGAGUCCCGUCGCACAGAAUCCCUCAAGAUAAUGACAGAAACCAACAACAAAAGAGACAAAAUUGACGAACUUCUCGAUUACAUCAAAGAACGCUUGAGUGAGCUCGAGGAGGAAAAGGAGGAGCUACGCGGCUAUCAAGACAAAGAUCGUGAACGUAGGUGCCUAGAAUAUGCGUAUUACCACAAGGAUCAAGUCGCUACGCAGGAGGCUCUAGAGGAACUAGAAGAGUCGCGACAGGGUGGCAUCGAGGACACGGACGAAAACCGCGAGGCUUACAACGCGGCAGUAAAAGUCAUCGCUGCCCUAGAUGCCGAGAUACACAAACUUCAACAACAAAUGGAACUCCUUCGUAUAGACCGUCGACAACUUGACGAAGACCGUCGAGAAAGUGCCAAGGCCAUGGCAAAUGCCGAACUAGCAGUCAAGAACCUAUCGGAUAGCAAAUCUUCUCAAGAGCAGGCCCAACAGCAACAUGACGCCGAGCUUGACGAAGUGAAAACCGCAAUAGCGCAGAGGGAGGCUGAGCUGAAAAAGUUAAUUCCCAAUGUUGAAAAGGCGAGGCUGAAAGAGGCAGAGAUCAAACAAGCUCUCGACUCAGCAGAAGCUGGACGACAGCGUCUCUUCACGAAGCAAGCACGGGGAAGCCAAUUCAAGAGCAAGGGGGAACGAGACGCAUGGCUCCGAAAAGAGAUAGACGACCUGAAUGUGACCUUAAGCCAACAAAGAGCAAACCGGGUUGACGCUGACGAAGAAGUAAAAGCCGUUCAAGCUAGCAUCCAACAACUUGAGGACGAGAUUUCAGCUCUACGACAGAAAAAUGAAGGGUUUGGUGGGGAUCGACUUGCCCUCGCUGAAGAGGUUACCAACGCGAAGGACGGAGUUGAUAAGCUCAACGAGGAGCGAAAACUACUUCGUCGAGAGGAUGACAAGCUAGAAACCAUCAUCGCAAACGCCAGGGGCGAAUUAGAGGGUGCCGAACGAGAACUAUCUCACACCAUGGACCGGGUUACUUCUCGAGGUUUGGCUACCAUCCAGCGACUAAAACGCGAAAAUAACAUCCCUGGUGCAUACGGUACACUAGCAGAGCUCCUGGAGGUCAGUGAAGCAUACCGUCUACCCGUUGAGCAAGUAGCUGGUGCCAGUCUGUUCCAUUACGUGGUCGACAACGACGAUACCGCAACGUAUCUAGCCAACGCUCUUCAGAGAUCGUACGGAGGCAGGAUCACUUUCAUGCCCCUAUCUAGAUUGAAGCCACGGAGUGCAAACCUUCCCAGGGCCAACGAUGCAGUCCCGUUGGUUAGCAAAAUCCAAUACAACGCCGAGUACGACAAAGCAUUCCAGCAAGUUUUCGGCAACACAAUCAUCUGCCCCAAUCUCACAAUCGCUAGCCAGUACGCGCGCAGUCAUGGUGUGAACGGUGUUACUCCAGAUGGAGACACUUCCAACAAGCGUGGUGCAAUGACGGGUGGCUAUAUCGACACACGAAAAUCACGUCUUGAAGCUGUUCGUGCUGUAAACAGGUGGAGAGAGGAAUACGAACAGUUGAGAUCCAGGGCAGUCGGUAUACAGACUCAAAUAGAACAGAAGGAUCAAGAGAUUACGAACGCACUAGGAGAAGAGCGCAAAUUAGCGCAACGACUUAAGCAGAUGGAGGAUGGCUAUGGUCCGCUUCGAGCAGAGUUAAAUGCCAAGAACAACCAGGUGGAUCGUGAAAGAGAUCGACUUGAUGCCGCGAUGAAGCGACGAGACAUCGUCGAACGAAACAUGAAGCAAUUUCAAGACAAUCUAAGCGCCCACCAGGCUGAGCUGGCUUCAGACUUUAAGAAAGUUCUGUCAGCUGCCGAGGAGAAACAACUCGAGUCCCUGGGUGCCACUGUGCAGGAGCUUCAGAAAGAGUGGAACGAAGUGAGCAGCAAGCGAAGAGAGCUUGAAAGUCGAAAGCGGAAACUAGAAUUAGAUCUACGAACGAACCUCCAGCUCAAGCUCGACCAACUCACUAGCCAAGCAUCUGAGACUGCUUCGAGUGGCAGCAGUACCUUGAAAGAAGCCAAGCGAGAGCUGAAGAAAACCCAAGCAAUGGUCGCUUCAGUUCACAGCAAGAUUCAGGCUAAUGAUCAACAGAUCGAGGCUGCCGAGUCUAAGAUUGCAAGUCUGGAAAAAGAGAAGGCAGAGAAAGAGGCACAGCAGCAAGACAUUGCAAGACAAAUCAAGAAGCAGGAGAAGCGAAUGGACAAGAACAGGCAGAUGAAGGCUCUGUUAACCACAAGAGCAACGGAGUUGGCCAAAAACAUCCGCGACCUUGGUGUCCUGCCGGAAGAAGCGUUCGAAAAAUAUGAGAGAUAUGAUCAUAAAGUUGUCGUCUCGCGUCUAAAGAAAGUCAACGAUGCUUUGAAGAAGUACAAGCAUGUGAACAAGAAGGCCUUCGAACAGUACAACAGCUUCACCAACCAGCAAGACCAACUUCUUAAACGCCGUAAGGAACUUGACCAGUCGCAAGCAUCUAUUGAGGAACUAGUAGCCCAUCUGGACCAACGCAAAGACGAGGCUAUCGAACGCACAUUCAAGCAAGUGUCCAAAGAGUUUGCCACCAUUUUCCAACGUCUAGUACCUGCUGGCCAUGGCCGUUUGGUCAUCCAACGUAGAGCCGAUCGACGAGUGGACCCGGAUGAUUCGGAUGAAGAACAGCGCAGCAGCGUGGAGAACUAUACAGGUGUUGGUAUUAGCGUAUCUUUCAACUCAAAGACCGCAGAUGAGCAACAACGUAUCCAGCAACUGUCUGGUGGUCAGAAGAGUUUGUGUGCAUUGUGUCUGAUCUUUGCGCUUCAACAAACGGAAUCCAGCCCCAUGGUUAUCUUCGACGAGGUCGAUGCCAAUCUUGACGCACAGUACCGAACGGCCGUGGCUGGGCUCCUCCAGUCCAUCUCAUCCGAGGCCGGCACCCAGUUCAUCUGCACCACGUUCCGACCGGAGAUCGUGCACGUUGCCGACAGGUGCUACGGAGUGCUAUUCCGCAACAAGAACAGUACCAUCAACUGCGUGAGCACAGAGCAGGCGCUAGAUUUCGUCGAGGGCCAAGCCCCGAAAUAAGAUUGGAUCUGGAGAAGGAGGAAGAGGGAGGGGCUUCUUGACGUGUGUGUGGAACGUGUAUAUGGUACUUUUGGCGACGGAGUUCAAUAAUUAUUAAGUGUCAUGUUUAUACCAUAAGGGGGGGCCUUAGGAGAAACAGAGAGAAAAGAGAGGGACUGUUAUCGCCAUGUCCUUCUUGUCUGCUAUGCUAUAUGGAUGAUCUUGCUUACCUGCCUAAUGCUAGGAAAGAAUGCUAAUGAGUAUAUCACUUGGAAACCUUGCG